This is a messenger RNA of Penicillium argentinense, 3456 nucleotides long. RefSeq names its product putative ARF GTPase activator (Csx2). Gene Ontology annotation, cellular component: trans-Golgi network; endosome; cytoplasm. Gene Ontology annotation, biological process: intra-Golgi vesicle-mediated transport. Lineage: Eukaryota; Fungi; Ascomycota; Eurotiomycetes; Eurotiales; Aspergillaceae. The record is from RefSeq and is a predicted model, not a curated record. Gene Ontology annotation, molecular function: GTPase activator activity; protein binding. Bases 1 to 3456 code for a protein of 1151 amino acids. The transcript is spliced from 4 exons.
AUGGGCAAUGUCGCCAGCCGUCUCGACGAUGCGGGGAACUUGUUCUUCAAGGACCAGAAUCGCUUCUCGAUCGCAUCGGUCACCGUCAGCAACUCCCGACGUCCCCUCCUAACUCUGUCCCCGAACACGUUUCCCGCCGUGAGAUAUAUAGCGAAGCGAGACACAGGUGACGACACUCCGAUUGAAUAUAUUCAGGAUCCCGACGUACCUUCGUCUGCUCCGGUCCCGACCUUCUUGCUCCGCCUCUCGAAUGAUGAUGAGCUCAUCUUCGAUUUCACCUUCAUCCUUCGUCAGACACAGACCGGCAACAUCGCGGGUUCGACCGUCAAUGGCGUCGCGACCUCCCUCCCUGAAGUGGCCAACACCAAUCUCACUGGGCUCACUUUUGCCCACGCGUCAAACUCGAAGGAACUUGAUAAUUUGAUCACGCGAGAGUUUCACGCAAAUCCGAAUCUCCAGAACAACUCCAACGUUCAGCUCAUCGGGGACUUCUCCACCGAUGGGGCGCCCUCCGUCUCGUUUGGCUGGACCUGGAAAUGGAAACCGCCGAAGACCACGGAGGACAAGGGAGGUGGUUGGCGAAACAGCUGCAGUUUCUUAGAUUAUGACCAAAGGACCAACCGUCUGAAUACUCUCGCCCAUUUCUCCUUUUGGGUGCACAACUCCGUUCGCCUCCUGCCGAGCCCGUCGAUGUCGUCGCCGCGCCUCGAGCUACCCGUCCCUCCUCCCCGCAGUCGCAUUCCAUCGACCCAAUCCGUGAUCUCCCAAGCGAGCGACAGCGAGAAUGCCUCGAAUCAAAACCUUCCUUCCAUCACUCCGCCCGAGUCUACAGACGGUAUGCCACCGCCUCCCACUGCGCCCCCGCCACCACCUCCCGUCAAAGUGGACCUGGCGACCCGCGCCGGAGAUGAUAUGAAUGUGGAGGAUGGCCCUUUAUUCCGUGCUACAAUGAAAGCUUUGGAACAGAAAACAGGGAAUAUGCGUGCCAAAAUCAAAAAGGUCCUCAAAAAGGCAGAGGCUGCACAGUCCGCACAGUCGCACUGCAAUGAGGCGAUGGAAGGCUUCUUGGGAUCAUUGAACGAGGCCUCGACCUCGAAUGCCAAUGCCAUUCAGCCUGCGCUGGAUCACUACUUUGAAAAGAUUGCGCGCCAGAUCCAGAACUACGAACAGUUGAACACUCUUCAGCUACAAAAGCUUGUCAUUGAGCCCCUCGUCAAGCUGUAUAACAACGACAUCAAACAAGCGGAGGCAAAGAAAAAAGAAUUUGACGAGGAAAGCCGCGAUUAUUAUGCCUAUGUCAGUCGAUACCUGGGCCAGCGACAGGACUCGCUCAAGGAGAAAAAGCGCGCUGAGAGUGACUCGAAAUAUCAAGCGAAGCGUCGAAACUUUGAGCUGAGGCGCUUCGAUUACUCCUCCUUCAUGCAGGAUCUUCAUGGAGGUCGCAAAGAGCAAGAGGUGCUGUCGCAUUUGACUAAAUAUGCCGACUUCCAAGCCAAGAAUUUCUUGGCGGCUGCCAAGAAGAUCGAAGAAAUGGUCCCUCAGUUGGACGCUCUGAUCCAUGAGGUUAAUCGGGCAGACAAGGAGUUCCAAUUCAAGCGGACUGAACGUGAAGAGAUCCGCAGAGCGUUGGAAAAGAACAGCAAUCCCUACCUGGAACCUGAGGUUGUGGCUGGUGCUUCUGGCAUGGCAUCUACAUCUACCGGGGCUGCCAACGGUGGUGCCUCGAACGAGACUGAGCUGGGUCGAGCUGAUAGCACCGGCUCCCAACUACGCGGUGUAAUCAGCAACAGCUCGUCGGUCUCAUCCCAGGCAAACGCCGGAUCAGUCAGCUCGGCUGCCGGCAUAUCUGCUCCUACUGGCGGCACUGGUUCUGCCGGCGCAUCGGGACAAAACCGUUUCAAGGGAAUUCGUGACCUCGAAGAGCCAGCUGUCCCAGGAGCCGAUCGCACUGCUGGUCAACAGCGGAAAGAGGGGCUCCUGUGGGCACUAUCACGGCCGGGUUCACACAUUGAUCCUAAGGGCAUCAAUAAGCAAGCAUGGCACAAAUUCUGGAUCGUAUUGGAUCAGGGAAAACUCUCGGAAUACAGCAACUGGAAACAAAAGCUGGAUCUGCAUAUGGAACCCAUUGAUCUUCGAAUGGCAUCGGUCCGUGAAGCUCGUAACGCAGAGCGACGCUUUUGUUUUGAGGUCAUCACUCCUCAGUUCAAGCGCAUCUACCAGGCGACUUCGGAAGAAGACAUGGCAACUUGGAUCCGAUCCAUUAAUAAUGCUCUUCAAAGUGCGGUCGAAGGCCGCGGCAUGCCGCAAGCACCACCUGUCUCGUCAUCCGGAAAGUUGUCGACUGGUCGUGACAUUGGCUCAGUACUUACUGGGAAAAGCUCCUCGGUUUCAGGCCACCAUGGGUACUCGAAUAGCUCCAGUCAAGCGAGCGGCGUCAACCGUCGCACUACGGUUGGAGCGAGACCGAGCUACGUUCGCCAUGAUAGCAACAGCUACGAGGAGAAUCCGGCACGACUCCUCCAAGUCGUGCGCGAUGCCGAUGAAGGGAACAACUGGUGCGCAGACUGUGGAUCCUCUUCCAAAGUCGAAUGGGUCUCAAUCAAUCUCGGAAUUGUACUAUGCAUCGAGUGCAGUGGCAUUCACCGGUCACUUGGUACGCAUAUUUCUAAGAUCCGUUCUCUCACGCUGGAUGUGCAUUCCUUCUCAAACGACAUCGUUGAGAUUCUCCUGCAAAUCGGCAAUCGGGUCAGCAACAUGAUCUGGGAAGCAACACUCGACCAGUCCACAAGACCAACCGCCGGUUCUAGCCGCGAGGAGCGAUUGAGAUUCAUCACAGCAAAAUAUGUCGAUCGAGCCUACGUCGAAGGACUUCCAUCUCCACGUUCCCGCUUCGCAACUCCUGACGAAACCCUCCUCGCUUCAAUCAAAAAGAAUGACAUCCAAGGCGUUCUCUACGGAAUUGCUCUCCGCGCCAACGUCAAUGUUCCAGAUCGUUCACGCAGUACUCCCGCCAUCUUCCUCGCGUUGGCCGCUACCGACCCCGCCUCCCCCGGACCAGCAUCUACUCCAACGUCUCUCUCCGCCCGAUCAAGCACAAAAGCAAUCCCCUUCCCCAUGGCCGAACUGCUGGUUCAGAACGGCGCGGAGAUUCCUCCCCAGCCUCCCUCCAUCCCUCUUUCUCCCGCAGCACAGCUCUACCUCAGUCAGCGUGUGACUCGGAAUGCAGGAUUCAGCGCUCCUGCUCCUCCCGCUCCGCCUUCUGUUCCUGUAAGACCCGCUCCGAAUGACACACUCGGCUCGCUGCCCACUAUUCGCUCGGCGAGUAAGGAUUCUUCGUCUUCGUCUGCUUCGCAAGCCCCGGGUAACUUGGAUAAAGAAAAGGAGAAGCUGUCUAAGCGUGGGAGUGCUGGUGCUCGGUUCGCGGGUAAGGUUGCGUCUCUGGGAAUUGACAGGUGA